Ichthyophthirius multifiliis is the source of this 1102-nucleotide messenger RNA. RefSeq lists its product as hypothetical. Lineage: Eukaryota; Ciliophora; Oligohymenophorea; Hymenostomatida. The transcript has 2 exons. The record is from RefSeq and is a predicted model, not a curated record.
GAAAUAUAACCUAAUUAUAAUAUUUUUAUUAAUUUCGUUAAAUUAUACAUCACGUAAUACUCAUAAAAAAAUCCACGAUGACGAUAUAGAAGGUUAAAAAUAAUAAAAAAGCAAGCCUUAUAAUUCUGAAGAUUAUAAUGUAGCCUAAAAUAUCGGAGAAGCCUUUAUGAAUGGUUUACAUGCAGUCGGUAAUUUAGGUUCGGAUUUAGGUGAUGUUACCGAAUCAGUUGGCAAAGCAGGUAAUAGUGUCGCUUAGGGAAUAUCAAAAGCCUCUAAAAAUUUAGGGGAUAGUGUUGAUGCAGUAGGAAGAGCAGGUGGAGAUUUAGGUGAUGGAGUCUCCAAUGUAGGAAAUAAUUUGGGAGAUGCAGCCAAUGGAGUAGGUCAUACAGUAUAGGAUGCUAAUGAUGCAGUUACUUCGCUUUGGGAAGAUGAUGGUGAAGAUUAAAAAGGGAAUAUUUUCGGAAAUAAAGAUGGAUAAGAUGGAGAAGAUGGAGAAAAUUAAGAUGAUGGAGAAGAUGGUGAAAAUAUUAUGGGAAUAAAUAAUUAGAAAUAAGGAUAAUAAUAAGCAAGUGAAGAUAAUUAAGAAAUAAAAGAUGAGUAAAAAACAGAUAACUAAGAAAAUAAAGAUGAGUAAAAAACAGAUAAUUAAGGAAAUAAAGAUGAGUAAAAAACAGAUAACUAAGAAAAAUAAGAUGGGUAAUAAACAGAUAAUUAGGAAAAUAAAGAUGGAUAAUAAACAGAUAAAUAAGAAAAUAAUGAUGAGAAAUAAACAGAUAAUUAAGAAAAUAAGGCUGAUGCAAAUUAGACAUAAUAAACAGUAGAGAACGAUUAAUAAUAAAAACCUGAAGGUAAAGGAAAAGAUAUAAAUCCGGUAUAAAAUGAAGACAAAACAAUAAUAUAAGAAGGAGAGAGAAAAUAAAUAUAAGAAGGAGAAACUAAAUAAAUAUAAGAAGAUGGACAAAAUAAGUAACCAGAAUAAGAAAAUGAUAAAAAUAAAUAAAAAUAAGAUGAUGUAAAAAAUGGAGAUAAUUCUGAUGUGAAAAAUGAAACUGUUAAUAAUGAAAAAUAGGAUAAUAUAUAAUAAAAUGAUUAAAAAGAUUAA